GUGGGUCCGGACGUGGUGCCGGGCGUCAGGCAGCUGUGAGAGUCCACGGGCUGAGGAGCGCGCGGCGUGCUGUCUGAAAGAGGUUGUUGUGGAGUGCGGAGUUCACGUCGAAACCAUACGUCACAACAACAUUGGGGCUGACAUGAUGUCAUUUGAGGAGAGGGUUGAAGAUGUGGUACUGCGCCUCUUUGCUGUGGAGGGAGUCAAGUUUGGCCAGUUCACACUAAAGAGUGGACUUCUGUCUCCAAUUUAUUUUGACCUAAGGGUAGUUGUCAGCUACCCUGAACUUAUGGAGUCGGUGGCCGACCUGCUGUGGGAGCGCCGGCCCGAGGGCGUGCAGUUCGCCUCCGUCUGUGGCGUGCCGUACACCGCCCUGCCCAUGGCCACCAUCAUCGCCACCAAGCAGAAGCUGCCGAUGCUGAUCCGGCGGAAGGAGGAGAAGUCGUACGGCACCAAGCGGCUCAUCGAAGGCCACUUCAAGCCGGGCGACAACUGCUUCAUCAUCGAGGACGUCAUCGUCAGCGGCUCCAGCGUCUAUGAGACGGCCGUGUCGCUGCGCUCCUGCGGCUUGGAGGUGACGGACGCCGUGGUGUUCGUGGACCGGCAGCAGGGCGCGACGGCCAACCUGCGCAAGCUCGGCGUCGCCAUCCGCUCCGUGUGCGACAUGCAGCAGAUGCUCGCCAUCCUGCUGCGACACGGCAAAAUCGAUGACAAGCAGGUGGGGGCGGUCAACGCGUUCCUGAAGGACAGCCAGGAGACCAUCAUCCGACGGGAACCGAACGACGGAGUGGCCGAGUCGGCCGGCCGCCUGCGGAUGUCGUUCGGCGCGCGCGCGGCCACCACCUCCCAGGCGCUGGUGCGCCGCCUGCUGCGCCUCAUGGAGGAGAAGCGCACCAACCUUUGCGUGGCGGCCGACCUCGGCACCAGCCAGGCGGCGCUGCAGCUGGCCGAUCAGGUGGGGCCGCACAUCUGCAUGCUGAAGACGCACGUCGACAUCAUGACGGACUUCAGCGAGGCGUUCCCGCGGCAGCUGCGCGAGCUGGCGCUCAAGCACAACUUCCUCAUCUGCGAGGACAGGAAGUUCGCCGACAUCGGCAGCAUGUCGGCGGCGCAGUUCGCCGACGGCCCGUUCGCCAUCUGCGACUGGGCCGACCUGGUGACGAUGCACCCGCUGCCGGGCGAGGGUCUGCUGACGGCGCUGUCGGCGCGCGCCGAGGGCCGCCAGCGCGGCGCCCUGCUCGUGGCGCAGAUGUCAAGCCGCGGCUGUCUCGCCACCGCCCAGUACACGGCCGCGGCGGUCAAGAUGGCCGAGGCGCACCCGUACUUCGCGUGCGGGUUCGUGGCGCAGUCGUCGGUGACGUCGGACCCACGCUUCCUCGUGCUCACGCCGGGCGUCAGCGUCAGCGCCGCCGCCGACGCGCACGGCCAGCAGUACAGCUCGCCGGAGCGGGCCGUCGGCGAGUGCGGCGCCGACGUGGUCAUCGUCGGCCGUGGCGUGACGCGCGCCGAGAGCCCCGCGGAGGCGGCCGGCGAGUACGCCCGCCGCGCGUACGCCGCCUACCUGCAGAGGAUCGGCUGACCGGGCCGGGGAGGGGCGAGGC
Molecule: messenger RNA, 1601 nt
Organism: Pollicipes pollicipes
Lineage: Eukaryota; Metazoa; Arthropoda; Thecostraca; Pollicipedomorpha; Pollicipedidae
Product: uridine 5'-monophosphate synthase
Exons: 10
Coding region: 143-1579 (478 amino acids)
Biological process (GO): 'de novo' UMP biosynthetic process; 'de novo' pyrimidine nucleobase biosynthetic process
Molecular function (GO): orotate phosphoribosyltransferase activity; orotidine-5'-phosphate decarboxylase activity
Source: RefSeq, a predicted model, not a curated record